GAGGGAGACACGCAUGCGCAAAGUAGCACCACCACACCACAUUCCCCGCUUCUCGCAGGCAAACAUCUAGAAGCAAAGCCAAAUGAUUUAUGUGUUCUCCAUGAUCGCCUGAAUAAAAAAUACGCGAAUUUCUCGUUCCGAUCUUUACGAGGAGUAACAAUCUGACCGUGAAGCUGCAAUAAAUCCCUGAUCAGUAGAUGCUCAUUUCCUCAGCAUGGCGACAGAAGACAAGAAACCAGAGACGGACACCAAACCUCCAGUUGUUCCAUCAGCAUCUGCCAGUCAAAGCAAGUCUGCACCUGCCAAGCCAAACUACAGCCUGAAAUUCACAUUAGCGGGCCACACUAAAGCAGUCUCCUCCGUCAAAUUCAGUCCGAGCGGGGAAUGGCUCGCCAGCUCAUCUGCUGAUAAACUCAUCAAAAUCUGGGGGGCGUACGACGGCAAGUUUGAGAAAACCAUAUCUGGACACAAACUUGGUAUCUCUGACGUGGCCUGGUCCUCUGACUCCAACCUCCUGGUGUCUGCAUCGGAUGACAAAACCCUCAAGAUCUGGGACGUCAGCUCGGGGAAAUGCUUAAAAACUCUAAAAGGUCACAGCAACUACGUCUUCUGCUGCAACUUCAACCCCCAGUCCAAUCUCAUCGUGUCUGGAUCGUUCGACGAGAGCGUAAGGAUAUGGGAUGUGAAGACCGGGAAGUGUUUGAAAACAUUACCGGCUCAUUCUGACCCUGUCUCGGCUGUUCAUUUCAACAGAGACGGCUCCCUGAUCGUGUCCAGUAGCUACGACGGCCUUUGCCGGAUCUGGGACACAGCGUCGGGCCAGUGUUUAAAGACACUCAUAGAUGACGACAACCCUCCUGUGUCAUUUGUGAAGUUCUCCCCCAACGGGAAAUACAUCCUGGCUGCCACGCUGGACAACACGCUGAAGCUGUGGGACUACAGCAAAGGAAAGUGCUUGAAAACCUACACCGGCCACAAAAACGAGAAGUACUGCAUAUUCGCCAAUUUCUCCGUCACCGGUGGAAAGUGGAUCGUGUCCGGCUCCGAGGACAACAUGGUUUAUAUCUGGAACCUGCAGACGAAGGAGAUCGUGCAGAAACUCCAGGGCCACACAGACGUCGUCAUUUCGACCGCCUGCCACCCGACAGAGAACAUCAUUGCGUCGGCGGCUUUAGAAAAUGACAAAACCAUCAAGCUAUGGAGAAGCGACUGCUAAGCCUUUUUUUCUUUUUUUUUUUGGCCAUUGAUUUUUUUUUUUUUACUUUUUUUUUUUCUAUGUUUUGUUGUAAGAAAAGAGGACUUUUAUUCUAACAGAGAGCUCCUGUGGGACGCAGAGGGCUUUCAGGUAAUGAAAUUGAGCAAGGAGAAACCAAACGAGAGCCACGAGCCACAUACAGUACAUCAGCUCACACCAGAGGCCCCAUCUCACAUACUGUGUGUGUGUGUGUGUGUGUGUGUGUGUGUGUGUGUGUGUGUGUGUGUGUGUGUGUGUGUGUGUGUGUGUGUGUGUGUGUGUG
Molecule: messenger RNA, 1517 nt
Organism: Perca fluviatilis (European perch)
Lineage: Eukaryota; Metazoa; Chordata; Actinopteri; Perciformes; Percidae
Gene: wdr5
Product: WD repeat domain 5
Exons: 14
Coding region: 215-1216 (333 amino acids)
Cellular component (GO): Set1C/COMPASS complex
Molecular function (GO): histone binding
Source: RefSeq, a predicted model, not a curated record